This is a messenger RNA of Diabrotica virgifera virgifera (western corn rootworm), 2198 nucleotides long. RefSeq names its product elongation factor 1-alpha-like. The transcript has a single exon. Lineage: Eukaryota; Metazoa; Arthropoda; Insecta; Coleoptera; Chrysomelidae. The record is from RefSeq and is a predicted model, not a curated record. Bases 105 to 884 code for a protein of 259 amino acids. Gene Ontology annotation, molecular function: GTP binding.
AAUCAGAGACAAACAAGAAGGAAAUAUCCUCAUACAUCAAGAAAAUUGGUUACAACCCAGCUGCCGUUGCUUUCGUACCAAUUUCAGGAUGGCACGGAGACAACAUGUUAGAAGGAUCUGACAAGAUGCCAUGGUUCAAGGGAGGGCAAAUCGAACGUAAAGAAGGAAAAGCUGAAGGAAAGUGCUUGAUUGAGGCUUUGGAUGCUAUCCUUCCCCCAUCUCGUCCAACUGAGAAACCCCUCCGUCUUCCACUCCAGGAUGUCUACAAAAUUGGUGGUAUUGGAACAGUACCUGUAGGUCGUGUUGAAACUGGUGUAUUGAAACCUGGUAUGGUUGUAGUAUUCGCUCCAGCCAAUUUGACGACUGAAGUAAAAUCCGUUGAAAUGCAUCACGAAGCCCUCCAGGAAGCAGUACCUGGUGACAAUGUUGGUUUCAACGUCAAGAACGUCUCUGUUAAAGAAUUGCGUCGUGGUUACGUAGCUGGAGACACCAAGAACAACCCACCCAGAGGAGCUUCAGACUUCACUGCCCAAGUCGUUGUUCUCAACCACCCUGGUCAAAUCUCAAACGGAUAUACCCCUGUACUCGACUGUCACACAGCUCACAUUGCCUGCAAAUUCGCUGAAAUCAAAGAAAAGGUUGACCGUCGUUCUGGUAAGACCACUGAAGAAAAUCCCAAAGCCAUCAAAUCUGGUGAUGCCGCCAUUGUCAACUUGGUACCCACCAAGCCCAUGUGUGUAGAAUCAUUCCAAGAAUUCUCACCCCUUGGACGUUUUGCUGUCCGUGACAUGAGGCAAACCGUUGCAGUAGGAGUCAUCAAGAGCGUUGCCUUCAAAGAUCCCAGCGCCGGAAAAGUCACAAAAGCUGCAGAAAAAGCCCAAUAGAAGAAAUAGUCUAUUUGGACUCCACUACUUAAAUAAUUUUGAUAUGUUUUGUUUCUUUUAUACAGAGUGUCCCAAAAGUAGUGGAACGGUCGAAUAUUUCGCGAACUAAACAUCGGAUCGAAAAACUGAAAAAUACGUGUUCAAUCAUUUUCAAAAAUCUAUCCAAUGACAUUAAACACCAACCCCCACUACACCCCCUGGAAGUGGGGUGGUGGGUAACUUUAAAAUCUCAAAUGGAAACCCCUAGUUUUUCUUGCAGAUUUGGAUUCGGUACGUAAAAGUGAGAAACUUUUAUUCAAGACAUUUUUUCGAACUGUGAAUAGAUGGCGCUAUGAUUGAGAAAAACGAUUUAUCCUGAUACCAUAGGUAAAUCAUAGAAACGGUCUAAUAUCUCGAGAAAUACACUUCCAAAUGAGAAACCAAAAAAAAGGUUUUUAAUACUUUUCGAAAAUCUAUUGAAUAACACUAAACAUGACCCUCCAACCCACCCCCUGGAUUUGGGGUGGGGGGUAACUUUAAAAUCUUAAAUAGCAACCCCCACUUUUUAUUACGGAUUCGGAUUCGUCAUGAAAAAUUAAGCAACACUUAUUCGAAACAUUUUUUAGAAUUGUUGAUAGAUGGCGCUUUAAUUGGAAAAAUACGAUAUAUUAGCGCCAUCUCUCAGCAAUUUUAAAAAAUGUUUCGAAUAAAUGUUGCUUAAUUUUUCAUGACGAAUUCGAAUCUGCAAUAAAAAGUGAGGGUUGCUAUUUAAGAUUUUAAAUUUACCCCCACCCAGUCUCCAGGGGGUGGGUUGGAGGGUCAUUUUUGGUGUUUAUCGAUAGGUUUUCGAAAAAUAUUAAAAACCUGUUUCUUGAUUUCUCAUUUGGAAGUGUAUUUCUCGAGAUAUUAGACCGUUUCUAUAAUUUACCUAUGGUAUCAGGAUAAAUCAUUUUCCCCAAUUAUAGCGCCAUCUAUCCACAGUUCGAAAAAAUGUCUUGAAUAAAAGUUACCUACUUUUAGGUAACGAAUUCAAAUCUGCAAGAAAAACUAGGGGUUUCCAUUUGAGAUUUUAAAGUUACCCCCCACCCCACCUCCAGGGGGUGUAGUGGGGGUUGGUGUUUGAUGUCACUGGAUAGAUUUUUGAAAAUGAUUGGAACGUAUUUCUCAGUUUUUCGAUGCGAUGUUUAGUUCGCGAAAUAUUCGACCGUUCCACUACUUUUGGGACACCCUAUAUAUUAAUAUUGGAGUAUCAAUGUAUUUUUAAUAACUAAUGGACUUAUUACUUGCAUUGCAUUAUUUGUGAUCUGUAAAUUAAACUUGGACAAACAGAGAAAA